Messenger RNA from Necator americanus (New World hookworm), 504 nucleotides. RefSeq lists its product as uncharacterized. The transcript is spliced from 5 exons. The coding region runs from base 1 to 504 and encodes 167 amino acids. The record is from RefSeq and is a predicted model, not a curated record. NCBI's taxonomy places the organism in Eukaryota, Metazoa, Nematoda, Chromadorea, Rhabditida, Ancylostomatidae.
AUGCUAGGAUAUCUCGUGCUUCUCGACGUUCCUUUUGUGCUCGCAUUCGACUGGGGCGAUUUUCAUAAGGUUGCUGUGAUUUUCUUUUCAUUCUUUGGACCAGGUGUCAUACUUGGAUCAGUGGCUGUAGUUGCGUACUUCGCAUGCGUGCGAUCCUGGUAUGAAUCAUUUCGAGAAGAAGUCCGGGAAACACAUCGCUCACUACAUCCUUGGCCUCCAGGCUCAGCAAAGUGGCAGUUGCAGCAGUUUAUAAAUGACAAAGCUCCGCCACCUGUUGAGCAGUUAAAUAAGACUCGACCACACAUCCCGCGACCACCAUCGGCUCAUCCUCAUCAUCGUGCAGUGAUUUCAAAGAAAGAUUUGCUCUCUCCCGGACAGCUCGUUUCACCGAUGCCAGAAUCAUCUGCUAAAAACUAUUUUAACGACCAGGAGAACUCUUCGAGUCCGGGUCUGGAAGCAUCCCCAGGACGACUCGGACAAAACGAUCAGACGAUCUCUUUGUAA